AUUUUUGAGUUAAUUGGAGCAGAUCGUUACGAAUAGUAUUCAUUGCCUGUGAGCAUUGAGAAAUCUUGACUUGUGACAAUGGAAUAAAAAUAUAUAUAAACAUGGAUUUUAAUAUAUUUUGUACAUGAUUCUUAACAUUCUGUUAUAUAUUUGAAACAAAGGAUAUUUAUUUUAACUGUAAACAGUCUACCAGACCCCAUCUACAAAGGAUAAAGUGUUAGAAGUAAACAUGUCUGGAAUUAGUUUAUUAACCAAUAGCAUGGGUUUAUCUGGUACCUGUACACCAACAAAAGAUGGGAUAGAUGAAGUUUUAAGUAUCAUCACACCAGAGAUGAAGAAAAAUUUGUUUCAAACCACUGACGAAGACGACGAUUCCGGUAUUGGUUUGGAGUUUAAAAAGUUACCAGAAGACCUUCCAGUGCCAAGAUUUUCAGCAAUCUGUUCGGAUAACCCUUCGGAAUCUCUCACUCCAGAUAUAUGUUUUCAGAUCCGAAAACCAAAAAGAAACACCAGAAACUCGCUUUUCUCUUCAAAACGCCUCCUUGAAGAAGAUGUUGGACCAUCAGCAAAAUUGCAACGUUGUGAUGACACAAAUUUUAAACGGUGGUUUUCAUUUGGGGACCAAGUAAACACAAAUAGUCCAAUGCAAAUUAAAGAAUCAGCUGUUUGUCGACUUGGAGAGACUGUGGAACUAGGUAAGAGUCCAGCGGUGAGCGUGCAGUCCAUUGUAUCCAAUUCCAGUGAGAAUCAUGUCCAGUCAGCUGUUUCCCGCCUAAGCGAGAGCCAGGAUCUUAUAGCUGAUGGCUCUAGUACGUUUUGUCUUCAGAUGGUCAGGGGACAGCAUCCAGAUUUGAAAAGUAUUUCUCCAGUUACGAUGUUAGAAUUACUCAAUGGUCAUCUUGACCAUAUGAUUGACAGUUACAAAGUCAUAGAUUGCAGAUACCCAUAUGAAUUUACUGGUGGUCAUAUAAAGGGAGCCGAAAAUCGGUUUACACACGAAAGCAUAUUAGAACUAUUAACAUUACAAAGUCCACCAAAGGUCGGAGGAAAAAGAAAGAUACUUGUCUUCCAUUGUGAAUUUUCAUCAGAAAGAGCACCAAAAUUGUGUCGAUUUCUGAGAGGAAAAGAUCGUGAACAGAACAAAGAACAUUAUCCUGCACUUAACUACCCAGAAGUCUACAUUCUGCAUGGCGGCUACAAGGCAUUCUACGAACAACACAAGGAUAUGUGUACCCCGAUUGGAUACAAACCCAUGCUUCACUCAGAUCAUUCCGCGGAUUUACGUCACUUCCGUAUAAAAUCCAAAUCAUGGACUGCUGGAGAAAAACGACGUUAUGCCCUCAAGACAUUAAGAUUUUAAUUACCGAAAGAGAAAGACACUAAGUGCUUAUUUGUAAAUGUUUUGUUGAUUUUUUGUUUUUGUACAUACGCGAGAUGCGUGCUUCAAUAUAUAGUGAAACCUGUCCUAACCAAAACUCUUCUGGACUUAAGAUUUUGUUCGGUUUUUUGGAGGUUUUUGUUUUAACCGGGUUCACAACGCAUAAUGUUUGAUACGACUAGAAAAUACUUAGUUUAGAAAAGUUUUCGGUUUAUGCAAGAUUUAGUUUAAACAGAUUUCACUAUAUAAGAUUACAUAACAAAUUGAUGGCAUCCAUCAGUUUAUACACUGUCAUAAAUAUUAUUUGUGUAUUAUACAUUUGUAGAUUCAAAAUUCCGGUGUAUACGGAUAUGUAAAUUGUAAAU
Messenger RNA from Mytilus trossulus (common blue mussel), 1743 nucleotides. RefSeq names its product M-phase inducer phosphatase-like. The coding region runs from base 230 to 1360 and encodes 376 amino acids. The record is from RefSeq and is a predicted model, not a curated record. Gene Ontology annotation, molecular function: protein tyrosine phosphatase activity. NCBI's taxonomy places the organism in Eukaryota, Metazoa, Mollusca, Bivalvia, Mytilida, Mytilidae. The transcript is spliced from 9 exons. Gene Ontology annotation, cellular component: cytoplasm; nucleus. Gene Ontology annotation, biological process: positive regulation of G2/MI transition of meiotic cell cycle; protein dephosphorylation; G2/M transition of mitotic cell cycle.